Molecule: messenger RNA, 1553 nt
Organism: Ixodes scapularis (black-legged tick)
Lineage: Eukaryota; Metazoa; Arthropoda; Arachnida; Ixodida; Ixodidae
Exons: 1
Coding region: 21-1442 (473 amino acids)
Biological process (GO): DNA replication, removal of RNA primer
Molecular function (GO): RNA-DNA hybrid ribonuclease activity; nucleic acid binding
Source: RefSeq, a predicted model, not a curated record
UCCGAAGAAUAUCCACGAAAAUGGGAGGAGCUGGGGAAAAAACAGCCAAAAAACUCGUGACUGCAGUGCUAGUAUCCAAAAUAGCCUAUGCGGCGAGAUUCUACCGGCUCACGAAAACCCAUCUUUCCAGAUUUAAAAGCAUGAUCAACGGAGCAAGAAAAGCCAUCUUUGGGCUCCCACGCCACACUUCGGCAGAGGAAGUAAGCAAGUGCAUCUUCCUCCCAGAACUCACAGACCUUAUGAACCAACAGAAGGAGGCUCAACUAUCCCGUCUACAACAUACAACCGAGGGAAGAAAAAUUGCUAAGUACAUGGGAAUCGAGAUACAAGAAGAGGCCCCCAUAUCGCCGAGCAAAGCGCCGUGGGAACUCAUUGACGUAACUCACGGGUGCAAACCUCUCCCAAGAAACAUGGACGCUGCGCGGCACAAGAAAAGACGAGAACACUACGCUCGCAUGCACAAGAAGGAGCUGGCUAAGCUUGUUGAGGACGAAAAAAACAUGAUCGCCUAUGUGGACGCCAGCAUCUCCUCUAUGGGUUGGGCAACAGCAGCCACAUACAUCCAAGGGAAUGCGACCUGGACAGAGACUCAAGGUAACCCUCGAGGCCGCCACACGCCGGGCUUCGCCGAACGGGAGGCGGUGUUGCAAGCCAUCCGAGGGGCAGUACCCCAUCUACAAGACGAACAGCAGCUAAUCGUCUAUACCGACUCGCAAGACACCAUCAGAGAACUCAAGAAAUACAGGUCCUCUUCUAGCCCCACCAUUGACGCUAUCUUCGCCUUCGCAAUCUCACUAUACAGAUCCAAGAAAAUUCAAAUUAAUGUCAAGUGGACUCCCGGGCACGAAGGCAUUUCGGGCAACGAGCUAGCCCAUGAGGCUGCACAGCAGGCGAUGAGGAAUCUCACACAACCGUCCCUGUUGUCUCAGUCCUCCACGGCAGGCUCAACACCACAGCAACAAGACUCUGAGCUUCCCCCAUACGAUCCAAGGGAGGAACUCAGGUUAGCCCAGAAGACACGAAAACAUCUUCUGGCAAGAUCAUGGACCCCAGAACAACAUCCUCUCCCUAGGGAAGAAUUCAAGAGAAAAGAAUCGGUGAUCCUCCGCCGCAUACGCACAGGAGGAGCAGUCACACCCAGGUUCAGAUACCAAAUGGACCUGGCAAGACUUAAGAAACAACAACCCUACGCUGUCCCUCCCGACCCCAGAUGCCAGCGGUGUCAAGCCGAGGAAUCCAUUCCCAGACUUAAACACAUACUCUGGGAAUGUGUGGCCCUCUCCACCCUCAGAACACUCAUCUUCAGUAAGAUGGCGAAUGAUGAAAGACCUUCAAAACUGCAGGACUGGACGCACCCAGCGGGCGACACCUCACGCAAGACCAGGAUCCUCAGAUCUCUCUUAGAGUAUAUUUCUGAGGGAGACCUGGGAAACUCCAUCUAACACCUUUAACCGAGGAGACGAUGCCAAGCCUUGAGGCCACCGCGUCAUGAAAACUUCGAGUCUCCAGAGAUAUAUAUUUUUCUCUUUAAAUAAACGUAUUCACCACCACCA